GGGACUUCCGGUCACGCUUGGCAACCAAACCUUCCGGGAGACUAGCGGCUUUUGUGGACCCAGAGCGGCGAUCCGAUCCUUUUGGUUUCUGGUGGCUGUUGGAACUGGCACACAUCAGUGAUGGAUUCAUCACAGGGAGACUCUAAGCCAUGGUAUUCUCAACGAGCAUAUGCAAGAUACUGGCAACAUUAUAACCAAGCCAUGAAGUGGAUGCGUAGACACCAGAAUGCCUACAGGAAGGCUAUGUUGUCAUUCUACAAUUCCCCAUGGUAUUUGGCUGCCCUCAUUCCAAGUAGUCGUUAUGCAGACUGGGGUGGAGAUGACCUGUCAGCCAAGGAAGAUUAUUUAUCUUCCCAUGGUUGGCAUAGCAGAUCUCAGUAUCCUAGAUGGUCACAGCAGCCCCCUGGUAAUACUCAUAGUUACCAAAUGACCACAAAAAAAGAUCAAGUUUCCUCCACAGAAGAAGAGUCAGAUUCAGAUGGGGAAAUAGAAUGUGACUUGAGUAACAUGGAGAUCACAGAGGAGCUCCGCCAGUAUUUUGCUGAAACAGAGAGACACAGAGAAGAGCUAAAAAGACAACAACAGCUGGAGGCGGAACACCAGGAUGUUUAUGUUGAAGCAGACCAUGACCUGCACCCAACCACAGGUCGCUCUGUGCAGCCACCCUCGGAGAGGCCAGGGGAAAGGCGAAUGGUAGAAAUGAAGAAAUUGUAUGGGGAGAGUGCUGCCAAGAUCCAGGCCAUGGAGACGGCCAUGCAGCUCACUUUUGACAAGAACUGUGAUAAAAAACAGCCUAAGUACUGGCCUGUUAUUCCUCUGAAGCUAUGAGCCACACGAAGCCCCUUACUGGAAACAAACACCCAGCGGAACCUCAAGGUACACAUUGUUCUAAGAACAGAGAAUGCAGGGGUUACACCUCCUCUUCCCUUCCUCUUUCUAUUUUGGUGCAUCUUUCCCAACUUUAUAUCUUUUCCAGCUUCCAAGAAAAGAAAUUUAUCUCUUGAAACUUUGAUCUAUUUUGGUCCACUCACCCAAAUGCAAGAAGAAAUUUAGCAUAUAUUGAGUAUCUCUUUAUGGUAUAAAGUGAUAACUCCGCCAUCGUAUUUUCUUUAAUUCUUAAAAAUUCCAUUGUAUCAGUAUAUUUAAGAUGUUCCAAACUAAACUGUUGUACUGUUGUGGAUUGUAAACAUUUUUGUUGUGCAACAUAUAAAGAUUAUAAAUUUCAAAGUAAUGUGUUACCAUUUUAAACACAUUUUAUUAUAUUUGCAUACCUAAUUUUAUUUUUCUAUAUCUCAAAAGUUUUUGUUUCAGUUGGAUAACAUGAAUUGACAAAAAAAUUUUCAAGAUUAAAGAAUACUUGUUGGAACACAUAGUUCCUCUUCUUUAAUUAUGAAAUGUUUAUUAUAAAAUGAGGCACACUAAUAGUAGAUUCUAACCUCUCAUUGCAAAUUUCACAUUAGACAUUGAAGUCUUAUUUGCGUUACAGUGUGGGUAGUGUUUGUCUUUAAUUUGGUAUACUGCAAAAUCUGUGCUCUUAAAAUUAAGGUAUAAUGUCAAUGAUGCUGCUUCAGGCUCUGGAGUUCUUAUUUAUUCUGAUGUACUUGAGAUAAAGCCUUUACUUACAUAAUUUUUAUAUUGUAAAUUUGGGUAAAUUUUAUAUUGAACAUCCAAAAUGUUCACAAGAGCUGUGUAUUUGCAACCUAUAUGGACAGAUAGGAGAUGCUGAUCAUAGAUUUGGACGAUCUUGAUAAAAUAAAAACCUUCUUUACAUGGAAAGUAA
Molecule: messenger RNA, 1780 nt
Organism: Vombatus ursinus (common wombat)
Lineage: Eukaryota; Metazoa; Chordata; Mammalia; Diprotodontia; Vombatidae
Gene: GEMIN8
Product: gem nuclear organelle associated protein 8
Exons: 4
Coding region: 121-828 (235 amino acids)
Biological process (GO): spliceosomal snRNP assembly
Cellular component (GO): SMN complex
Source: RefSeq, a predicted model, not a curated record